CUUUUUCUUUCCUUUAGUUUUUAUUUUAUUCUUUUAUAUAUAUAUAUAUAUAUAAUAUGUUAAAAUCAUGGAUACAAAGACCAGAGACAAAGAAAUACGCUGCUGAUGCUGCCGUCUUUGCUUUAUCUCAAGUAGCUUUUUAUUUUGCGUUCAAAUGGAUUGUUGGUUCAUUAGAUCCUACCAAAGCGAAACGACAAGAAGCCAAAACAAAAAGCAAUAAAGUGCUUGGCAAGCUCGGUAUCAAGGAUUUGAAGUUGACAGAAUAUGAACAAAUCAUUGCUACUGAAGUGAUUCAUGCUGAUGAAAUCAGUGUUAAUUUCAAGCAAAUUGGAGGAUUGGAUCAUAUUAUUCAAGAUUUACGUGAAAGUGUAAUUUAUCCAUUAUGUUAUCCUGAAUUAUUCACAUCAGCUUCUGGUUUACUCGGUGCUCCUCCUGGUGUAUUGUUGUUUGGACCUCCUGGAUGUGGUAAAACAAUGAUGGCCAAGGCUCUUGCUAAGGAAAGUAAUGCGACAUUUAUCAAUCUUCAUAUCUCAACAUUGACGGAUAAGUACUAUGGGGAAUCCAAUAAAUUAGCGGCAGCAGUCUUCUCUUUGGCACGAAAAUUACAACCUGCUAUUGUAUUUAUUGAUGAAAUCGACUCCUUCUUACGUGAACGACGUAGUAACGAUCAUGAAACAACUGGAAUGAUGAAAGCCGAAUUCAUGAGUUUAUGGGAUGGUUUGACGACUGGUGAAGAUCGACGUAUUGUCAUUUUGGGAGCUACCAAUCGACCAAAUGAUAUUGACUCUGCAAUUCUUCGUCGUAUGCCCAAACGAUUUGCUGUGCGACUACCAAGUGAAGCUCAACGAAGAAGUAUUUUGGAACUGCUUUUAAAAGAUAUCAAAUUGGCAGAUGAUUUUGAUAUGAAGGAAUUGGUUCAACGUACAGCUGGUUGUUCAGGUAGUGAUCUCAAGGAACUUUGUCGAAAUGCAGCCAUGAUACCCAUCCGUGAAAUAGUCAGAAAAGAACAACCAAAGGACAGUGAAGAUGCAAGUCAAGAUUUACUGCAUUUGGAUAUCAAGAAUAUUGAUAAGGAAUUAAGACCUUUGACAGUUGGCGAUUUUUAUGCUUUUGAUGAAACAAAUGACAAAUCAUAUUCCUAUGCUGAAAGUUCAAGUCUCCCUAUUCAAGAAAAUUUGGACUAAACUGGAUGUAGAUGUAGUCAUAUUAUUAUAGUAUAGUAUUAUUAUCUUUUUUUGUUAUAGAAAUUCAGUUGAAAAUAAAAAUAAAUAUUCUUAUAUACACACUUAAAAUAAAA
Molecule: messenger RNA, 1297 nt
Organism: Halteromyces radiatus
Lineage: Eukaryota; Fungi; Mucoromycota; Mucoromycetes; Mucorales; Cunninghamellaceae
Product: P-loop containing nucleoside triphosphate hydrolase protein
Exons: 6
Coding region: 57-1184 (375 amino acids)
Cellular component (GO): mitochondrial outer membrane
Molecular function (GO): ATP binding; ATP hydrolysis activity
Source: RefSeq, a predicted model, not a curated record